AUGGACUCACUCGAUAGGGACCUGCGCCGUUCCGCCCUUUCGCGACUCGCAAAGCUGGCCGCUGCCUCUCCUGCACCGCCAGUUCCAGACUACAGUAACAAUAUCAGUAUCCCGUCGUCGCCCACCAGGCGCAAUCAACAACCACCCCCACCACCCCCUCCAGCUACCGAUUUCGAGAAACUCGAAGAGGAGAUCCAAGGUGGUACCCGUUUUACCAAUGGUGGUGGUGCCGCUUUUAUGAAUGGCGGACCUAGGUCCUCCUUUAUCAAAUCCUCGCCUCAGACACUUAAUGCUCGGGAUAUCGAAAUCAUACUGGCCCUCUGCGGCUCCGUCGAAUUUGUCAACUCCACUGAGGCAGCCUCCAAGCUCGCCCGUCUGCUAUCCCCUUACCUCAUCGAUUCUUCUAUCCUCCAAGUCGAACAAUCCCCACAGCUACGUCACUUCAAUCCUAGUCCAUGGGAGUCUCUGACAACAUCUAUCACUGAUUCUCUCGCUCUCGUCGGCACUCUAUUCCCUUCCCAGAGAGAUUCAAUCGUUUCCACUCUUAACUCCUAUCUCCGGCGCAUUAAAUCCCAGGCUGGUGGUACCCCGGACUUCUCCGAUGACCGUGCUGCUAUUCCCGUAGCUACUCUCGUCGUAUCUCUCCUCGGCUUUUUUAAUUCCGCCGCUAAGCGUAUGGAUCUUUGGAAUCACGAAGAACGAGUUGAACUCAUCAAAACUGUCCGUGAAAUACUCUCGCCUAAUUUUCUCUUGUCCGCCGAAACCGCUUUCUCUACCAUUCGCAACUCUCACGGCAGGGAAUUGAAAUUAUGGAAGAGAUAUACCCGUCAAUAUGCUGCCUCCGGCCGUCCGUUGGGUGCCAUGCUCCUGCAACAGGGCUUCACCUGUCUCCUCGCCGCUUCUACCUCCCUUCUUGUGGUCGACCCAAAGCUUCUCAGGGAUCGCGAUGUUCUUGACGUCCUCUUGGCCCGCACCAAUAAAACCAAGGAAACAAUCAUCACCCCUGGUUCAGCCUCCCCUUCUACUCGGAAGGCUCGUCUCAAUCGUUUGUCGUCGCACUCUGACGCCCUCACUAACGGCCAUGACCAAAAUGACCUGGUAUCUUCUCUCGUUGACAUGAUCACUGAAAUCUUGGCCCUCGUCGAGGAUGGCGCCGACUAUCUUCAAGUUGGUAGUGCCUGGCAACAACGUUUAGCAUUCUCCGUCAAGGCAUACGCCUUCAUCUCUUUCUGUAACUGUGUUGAAUACCGUCGUCGCCACCCAACUCUUAACCAUCUCGAAGACGUGGAAAGCCGUGACGAGCACGCUGACCUUCUUAUCGGAUUACUCGAAGCUAGUCUUGAAGAUCCAAUCCAAAUGGUUGACCAGGACCUUGCUAGAACUGUAUUGAAAAUUAUGGCUAUUGUAGGCAAGAAUGACCCGUCGUUCGCUGUCGCCGUGAUUAGGCUCUUCCCUCGGUAUAUUGUGCGAAGCGGUGCCGAGAAAGAGACGAUUAGGGUUGCUGGGAAAUGUCUUGCUAGAGUUCUCCAGACUCUGUCCCAAGAUGCCAUGAUCACGACUUUGUAUACCUUGGGGAAUGUACUCUCCUCAGGUAAUCCGGAGAGGGCGCUUACUGCGAACACGCGAGAGAAGAUUCAUCCCGAACUUCUUGAUGUAAACGCCCUUGGUUCUUCGAUUUCUCUGUCCUUGAAUUCCGAGGAGGAAAAGUUUUUAGUCUAUGAAAGGGUUAUCGAGGCCAUCGUCGGUGUCGCCUGUGAGAUGAAAGACGAAAAGAUGGUAGAACUUGCAGCUAGCAUCCUUGGUCAAAAGGUUGGAAAGAUCAAUGGCGCUGUUGAUGCUAAGAUUAUUGUCGAACUUGCCGUCCUAGCUCUUGCAGGUGGUCCUUUGGAACUCAAAACCGUCUUGAAGUUGCUUGAUAGGCUCGGAACGAAUGCGGUGGGUAUCCGCGACGUCAAUAUUGCAGGUGCGGUCUUGGAGGCUAGGAUUCACAUGUCCACGAAUCUUAAACCGGAUCAUCCGCUUUAUGAUACCUACCUCACUGGUCUCUUGGAGUGCAUCAUCAAUAAAGGAGAUAUUCACGAGCAAGAUACGAGGAAGCAGGCGGACCCAGAUAGCAGAACGUCGCCCGUUGAGCCACCGAAGUUACGUUUCCUGGCUGGCUCGCAGUUGUUCUUACACUUGGACAUUGUCCAGCUAGCUGCCCGGGAGAUUUCACAGUUUUUGCAACCUCUCGCGAUCUUACUCAAUGCCACUACACCCGAGAAGACAGAGAUGCCGCCUUAUAAUAUUCAUUCAAACAAGGAUAUACAGCAGCUCUUCCGAAACGCAUGGUUUAACUGCGUCGUCCACGGGUUCCUACGACAGAGCGAGUUGGUACAAACGCAUGAAUCUUUCCUUCGCAUUAUCGCGCGGCACACGCCUCCCCUCGUGGCCGAAACUAGGAUAAAUCACAUGGAAAGCGACAUGGACUUGAACACUAUCCUCCGCCGUGGGAUGAACACCCAAAACAUCGCAGAGCAGAAGCGGAAGCUCUCCAGCGCCAUUCCUACGCACGAUAGUGAAAUUCGAGGGUUGAGCUACCCGAAAGUAAUCUUUUUGCAGGCCGCUCUUCUGCUUGAGAGUUUGAGAGCUUUGGAGGGAGACUGCAGCAAGAUUCUUACGUACUUUGUAGAUCCUUCGUUUAAACAUGGCGACGAGGCUACUUGUAUGAGCUCUAUUGCUGCUGAGGUUAUCAGCAUCUACCUAAAGAAUGUGCAACAGGGUAAUCUGGAGGCAUUCCAGGCUCCUUACGUUUCUAAGCAACUCGUUGAGUUUUUCACCGGCUGUUGCCAUCGAGUCGAGAAAGUGCAAUUUGUGGCUGCUAUCUGUGCGAACAACAUCAUUACGGCGGUACCAUCGGCGUUGUGUCAGAAGUCAUCCAUGUUUGCAUUACUCGAACUUUUGACGUUGUUGUGGAACAGUUGUCUAGAAGCGGAGACGGACGAGUAUGGAUGGCAUUCCGUGUAUCGCAGUACUGUGGCGAACAUACAGAUUGAGCUGUCGGACUCCUUUCCGCUCCGGAAGAAGACACUGAAGACCUACCAUGAACGUGCGAAAGGGUGGUUGCUUCGGGUCCUGGACAUUGCGCCUUUGGAUGUCAAGGGGCUACUACAAAAGUAUCUCGCUAAGUUUAACGACGAAAAUGUAUUUGGGCAUGUCGCACUUGGAAGAUCUUUAGCGUAUGAUAUUGGCGCUGCUGUGCCGAAGAGCGAUCCAAGGCUCUCGACGUUGGCGGAUAUCAACCUUGCUUCCGACUUCAUGGCGCAGUAUACGAUCCGCCAGGCUUACCGGUAUGAUGACAACAUGCCUGAGCACGCGCCGGACUGGAUUCAUGAUUCGGAUCGACCGGACCAUACGGCAGAGAUAUAUGGAAAGCAUGGCGACGCACAGGCUUUCCUCACGCAUCUGGAGACUAGAGCUGUUAAUGGCAAGUUCGUGGCUAUCAGUGAGGUGCGGGAUAUAUUGAGGCGAACGGCCGGGUUGCUUUGUCAGUCGCACACUGAGGAGAGUAUUCUCAUCCAACAUUUUGUGGGAAUACCUUUUGCUAUUUUUACGAAACAGAGCAUUAAAUUGGGAAUCUCGCUGUGGAUGGGGGUUUUGAAUGAGAACAAGAAUAUUGCGCCACGGAUACUUUGUGAAAUUGCACGGAACUGGGAGUUGACGGUGAGGAAGAAGCAAGGGCUGUUCAAUCCUAGCUUUGAUGCGCCCGAUGCAUUCAAUACGAAGAUGGAGUAUGUGCCUUCUGAUAAGGGGCUACUUACAAAGCAUCAGACCGCAGCUAUCAAUAUGCUUUCGCCACAUCUUACGCUCUUGAAGUUUUUGAGCAGCCAUUUUCAUGCGUCGAGGCAUGGUGAUCCGAAUGUUAUCCGAAUGUUUUUGAGACUGAUUAGAAUCUCGUUGGUUGGACUGAAGAAUGCGAGCCCGCAUCCGCUAGCGAGAGAAGCGAGGUUUCAGUUUAUCUUAUUCUCCUUGCAAGUCUUGAAGUACACCCCGGGUAUUAUGCCAGCGGUGAUGCAGUGGAAACUGAAGGAUGAGAUAUUCUCUGCUGCGCUUAGUUGGUUCACUUAUCAACCAAGAUGGUCUUAUGGCGGGAAUAAGAUGCAGUUGAGGGCGGAAGGAUUAGUGAUGAGGGAGGUUGCGCUAGCAAUCCAAGGCCUCUCGGCGGUGGGGAAUGCGACAGUCAAGAGUCUGGAACUUAAGCAGGAGUUGCUUUUGCUCUUGUUGGAAAACGAACAGGCUAGGGUAUCGACAUGGAUUACACCGUUGGAUGCACCGAGGAAGCAAGCACCUGUUCCUGGGAUCGUGCCGCGACAGGUCAGCGACGUUACGCUAGUUACGUUGCUGCAGACGGCGUGGAAUGAGAACCCGGCGUUAGCGAUCCAGAUGAUUGGACGGUUCCCAUCGAAGAGGUAUGAGGCCGAGGUGAGGAAGAUGAUGCUGGCGUUCCCAGAGAAGGUAGUUAAGAUUCCCGAGGCGCUUUAUUAUAUCUUUGGGGAUAAAUUGCCAUUGGACGUUAACUUUCAGCUACGUUACCUGCUCUACUGGGCGCCGUUGAACCCUAUAUCUGCGGCGACGUAUUUGUUACCGUCGUAUGCGAACAAUCCGUUUUUGUUGCAGUAUGCGGUCCGAGCGUUGGAGAAUCAUUCGAUCGAUGUUACGUUCUUCUAUGUUCCGCAGUUUGUGCAAACUCUACGAUAUGAUGCAUUGGGGUAUGUUGAACGGUGGAUUUUGGAAACCGGCAAGUUUUCGCAGUUGUUUGCGCAUCAGAUUAUUUGGAAUAUGAAGGCGAAUGCGUAUAAGGAUGAGGAUUCAGAAAUCCCGGACCCCAUCAAGCCUACUUUGGACAAAGUUAUGGACCAUUUGAUUUCUAGCUUCUCACCUGCUGAUCGGAGCUUCUAUGAGCGGGAGUUUAGCUUCUUUGGAGAGGUUACGGCAAUUUCCGGAAAGCUGAGACCGUUUAUUGGACAGCCCAAGGAAGAGAAGAAACAGAAAAUUGAAGAGGAGCUGAGGAAGAUUAAAGUUGAUGUUGGCGUGUACCUACCGUCAAACCCUGAUGGCAUAGUCAUUGGAAUUGAUAGAAAGAGUGGGAAACCAUUGCAGAGUCACGCGAAGGCGCCGUAUAUGGCGACAUUCAGGGUGAGGAAGAAGGCUAAUGCCAGUGUCGCUGGAGAUGAUGUGGGGAGCCCUAGAGCUGAAAGUCGGGUCUCAGGAGGAUUGAUAGGGGAAGAGAAGUGGCAGGCUUGCAUAUUCAAAGUUGGAGACGAUUGUAGGCAGGAUAUGCUGGCUCUGCAGUUGAUUAGUGCUUUCAGGAGUAUUUUUAAUAGCGUGGGAUUGGAUGUAUUUGUCUUCCCGUAUAGGGUUGUGGCAACGGCACCCGGGUGCGGUGUGAUUGAAGUCCUGCCUGACUCGAUUUCAAGAGAUAUGCUUGGGCGAGAGGCGGUCAACGGGUUGUAUGAUUACUUCACAACUAAGCAUGGUGGCGAGGAUUCAAUCAAAUUCCAAGAGGCACGAAGCAAUUUCGUGCAGAGCAUGGCGGCCUAUUCGGUUAUUUCGUACCUCCUCCAGUUUAAAGACAGACAUAACGGAAAUAUUAUGAUCGAUGGGUCUGGGCAUAUCAUUCAUAUUGACUUUGGUUUUUGCUUCGACAUCGCUCCCGGUGGCAUAACCUUCGAACGCGCACCUUUCAAGCUCACUGCUGAAAUGAUUGCUGUGAUGGGUGGAAGCCUUGAAUCCCAAUCCUACCGUUGGUUUGAAGAGCUUUGCGUCAAAUCCUUUUUGGCGUGUAGACCUUACUGUGAGCAGUUGGCACACUUGGUAGUAUUGAUGUUGGAUAGCGGGUUGCCGUGUUUCAAGCCGGAGACGAUACAGAACUUCAAGGCGAGGUUUGUGAUGGAGAGGAGUGAGCGGGAGGCGGCGGAUUAUAUGAGGGGCCUGGUGAAGAGGGCUUAUGGAAGCUACAGUACUAGGGGAUAUGAUCAGUUCCAGCUGUUGACUAAUGGGAUUCCAUAUUAG
This is a messenger RNA of Orbilia oligospora ATCC 24927, 6051 nucleotides long. RefSeq lists its product as uncharacterized. Gene Ontology annotation, molecular function: 1-phosphatidylinositol 4-kinase activity. Gene Ontology annotation, cellular component: cytoplasm; plasma membrane. The record is from RefSeq and is a predicted model, not a curated record. Lineage: Eukaryota; Fungi; Ascomycota; Orbiliomycetes; Orbiliales; Orbiliaceae. Gene Ontology annotation, biological process: phosphatidylinositol phosphate biosynthetic process; phosphatidylinositol-mediated signaling. The transcript has 5 exons. Bases 1 to 6051 code for a protein of 2016 amino acids.